Coprinopsis cinerea okayama7#130 is the source of this 1503-nucleotide messenger RNA. RefSeq lists its product as hypothetical. The record is from RefSeq and is a predicted model, not a curated record. The transcript has 2 exons. The coding region runs from base 1 to 1503 and encodes 500 amino acids. NCBI's taxonomy places the organism in Eukaryota, Fungi, Basidiomycota, Agaricomycetes, Agaricales, Psathyrellaceae.
AUGACGAACAAGGUCUCUCUCCAUAUCGACCUCUUGGGACCUAUCAUCGACUGUCUUGGGGAGGAGGCUCGACCUGACGAUGUCCCUUCCACAUCUUUGGCGUUCCAAAGUCUUUUGGCCUGUUCCCUGGUAUGCAAGGCUGCCCUGCACCCGUCGAGAACGCACAUUUUCUACCGAAUCAGUAUUGGGGAUACACGAAAGAAGCCAUCGUGUCCUUCCCUUCGCCAUUACCUCCAGGGGUCUAUCGAUAUCCUACAAUCCCACCCCCACCUCGUGCCAUACAUCCAACGGCUCACCCUUGACGGCGUGGACAUUUUGAUUGGGGACUACUACACCAGGGAGAGCAGCGACAGGUCCGGGCGGACUACGACGUUCAACGAGCUGUUCCCCUCAUUUCUUCGAACCCUGACCCACCUUCGUUCUCUCCAAUUCAAGAGCUUUGGUGGAGAUUCAUGGCGGUUCUCGCCACAAGAGUGGGAUAUGACGGAUGCCGGUGUGCGAGCUGCGUUAGUGGACUGUCUGACCCGUCGCGAAGGAAAUCUGCUUAGGGAAGUCGAACUAGAAUCCUUCUCAGGCAUACCCGCCCUCGUGCUAAGAAAGCUCUCGCCGACCGUCCGUCGUCUACACCUUGACUGCGUCAGCUUCGCAGACGACGACGUGGACGCUGAUGGUGGGCGACACAGCAUCAUUGGCGAUAGAGACGACGAAUCAUCGGCCCCAGACCAACCGGUAGCGCUUGAUUCCCUGGUCAUCGGAGACGGAAACAUCCCCGCGCAAAUUCUAAGCUCAGGGUUAAAUUUGUCACGGCUCAAGAGCGUUGACCUGGUGAUAGAACGCCAGCUGGACGAUGAAGCGGCUUUCAAAAUCCUCUCGAUGUCUCAAGAUACCCUUACCGAGGUGGGAUUGACCUAUGAACCAUUUAUCGACGGCGUGACCCACGUUUACGCAUCCCCGGUUUACAACGGGACGUACAUUACUCCCAUCAGGCUUCCUAACCUCCUCAAGCUCAAUUUUACGUUCAGUAUGAGUCGACCCAAUCCAGACCACCCGCACGAGCCAGCCAGGAACGUUCCCCCCUGUACACCAACUGUGCUGAAGUACAUUCACAGCUUCAUUUCCCAACAACCCAAUCUUCGAGAGCUUACUUUGACAUUCACCGUGUUCGAGACGUACCCAACUCCGGGUCGCCGGUUCUUUGAGUCAAAGGGACAGAACCCUCAGUGGGCAAUUCUCGAUGAUCUUCUGGCAGACUGUCAAAAGCUACCUGCGUUGAAACGCAUCGCGAUCGUCCCACAGGUUUCCAUCCGUCUUGACGGAUAUUGGGAUGCUGUCAUGGGGUUUGAAGCAGAACCGCCCAGUCAGGACGAAGUAUACUAUGAUAGGCGGGCAGAGAAUGAAGUCAUAGAGAUUUUCUCAGUUUCGAAGGAGAGGAUGGAGAGGAUGGAGAGGACCGGGGGAGCAUUCACAUGUACAGUCAAGAGGGCAUAUGCUCGAAGAGACUAA